UCAAUAAUUUGGAAGAAACGAAAUCAUACUCUAGAUGCAGGGCACCAUCAGGGCGGCUUUCGCAGCCGCUGGCCUUCAUUCAAAAUAUACCAUAAACGGCACAAUGUACCAGAUUGCCGGCCAAAGCAACUCAGACCCAUACAAUGACAUUCUCUCUGUCUUCACUGGAAUUCAAUUGUGGCGGGCUGGAAAUUUAAAAACGGAUAUCCAAAGAACAACAAUCAUCGUCUCGAUGCCGCCCGAAUACCUUCUCUUUCUACACAAUAGCGGCAACCGACAUUACAAUGGGAUUGGACGACCAUGGUCCACAUGGAAUGAAUGUUGUUUUGGGAGCAGCAUGUACAUACGUAUUGCCAUUAGAGACUGAAAGGACGAGGACAGCAAGCAUGAGAAGACAGUAGUGCAAAGAGAAAGUGAGCUGGGGAUUGUUGGCUAAGACUGAGGCUGCUGUGGCUGCUGCGCAUUUGUUUGCUGCAGAAAUUAAAAUGUUUACACAACCGAAUGCUCGAAUGCCGACGACGGUUUGCAUUCACUCAUUGUUGCUGUUGUCGUUUGCUGGUGUAUUUCAUGUUAUCCACUACAUGUCCUUCAACAACAUUUUGUUGGUUGUGGCAGGCUGUAGCUGUAGCUGCAGAAGGUGUUGCUGUCGACAUUACCCUUGGCUGCCUCUCGUUUCCCAUUUCUCUUCAAUUCACAGCAUUAGCAAAGCAAGUCCAAGUGUCACUUGUUUUUUCUUCUCAUUUUUCAUUCAAAUGUCGGCAGCAAAAUUGAAUCAUUUCUAUAAACUAUUCGAUGGCCCCUCGCUUUGUCGCAUGAACAGCUUAACCAUUCGCUUGGCAUAAUCUUAAGUACUUGACGUUAGAUCCUCUAAGUGCCGCAAGUGGCAUUCGUGGCAGCCUCAACUUAACACCGUUUUAAUCUACCAUUUGGCAAUGCAACGAUUUUCACUUCCUGUGUGUAAUCCUCCCAUUCGCCAUCGCCAAUGAACUCCACUUAGAGACAAGGUGCUGCCAGGCAAGUACUCCCAACGUGAUUGUCGACCAGCAGGCAACUUCUUAGUGCUAGUUUGCCGAGCUGAAGUGCAGCUGAAUAUUUUAUGAAGUUGCCAAGUACUUCGUCUUAAACUUGGACAUGCCGGAAGCCACAGACCAAGGCUGUCAAGCCAACAUGACAAAAAUCAGUCUCGGCAACAACAACAGCAAUGGCAACUAACAACU
Molecule: messenger RNA, 1217 nt
Organism: Drosophila albomicans
Lineage: Eukaryota; Metazoa; Arthropoda; Insecta; Diptera; Drosophilidae
Exons: 2
Coding region: 35-367 (110 amino acids)
Source: RefSeq, a predicted model, not a curated record